UGACUCGGCCUUAUUCCGCCGGUUCCUCCAAAAAAGAGAAAUCAACCAUGCAACUAGACUGCCGGAAUUUUUAUCAAUUCCUAUGGGAGAUAAAUUGAGAGAAAAAUUGAGGUCUAUGAAUGUUACUGGAGAAAGGAUUAGAUUUGAAGGCCUAGCUCCACCGGCUCCGACGACGGAGACGGCGAAUUUUCCAGGGGAGACGAUGGGGAGAAUUACAGUGAAUGAUGCUAGGAAAAUUUUGAGGUUUUCUCAGUUGGAGAAAGUGAGAUUGAGACUUAGAUAUGCCGAUGAACUCCAUUUCGUACUCUAAAUUUGUUGAGAUCUGUAGUGAAGUUUGUAGCAACAAAGAACACAGGGUUUGGAGUUUGCAAAGAUGUUGGACGAUUCAGGCAGCGUCAUCAUUUUUGGUGACGUCGUUUUGCUCCGUCCCCAUCAGGUAAAAGUUGCACAGCUAUGGUGAAGAAUAAAUAAGGGAAAUAGAAGAAAAAGUAGAAAUUAAUAAAUUUAUUCUAGCACAUCUAUGGGGUUUGUUUCCCUUGACGUGUAACAAUCCCAUUGGUCAUUUGUUGACUGGAUGGACACGUCUGUGAAUGUGUAAUACACGUGCAUAGGGUCAAGGGUCAAAUGUGUUUAUUAGUUAAGGGUUUCAUGAGUUUGAGUGUUCAAAUGGGAAAGUCCAAAGUUUGUGUAUCGGCUUUCGAAAGCCUUACAAGUUUAAGUGGUCAGCAAGCCAUUUCGCCAAUUUUCAAUGCAGGAAUUGUUGGUCGUAUAUCUCCAAAGACAUUGGCUGCUAUGGAAGUAUUUCUGCAAUCUAUAGCAAUUGAAGAUCAUGAGUCGAUGGCAUCUGAUCUAAUUAACAUGGGUGCUACUGGAAAGGAUGUGGAUUCAAAGGCUUUUGCGAGCGACUUGGAGAAAAUAUUUUUAUCAAUUCAGGAUUUGGAUAUAGAAAUCAUUGUUGCUGCUACAAAUGCAACCGCUGUCGCUGCCAACGUAGUAUUUGAUGAGAGGCAGAUGAAUGCUCUGUUCGGGGACGUGGUUAGAGUUAGUGAAUCUUACGGAUUGAAAUUUCCUCGUGAGUUUGCACUUCUGUUGAAGCAACUUCUCUAUUUUGAUCGAUACACCAUAUUGUUAGCUCCAAAUAUGAAUAUGUACCAAGAUCAAAGGGUCAAGCUUGUCUCUGAUAAAGACAAAGGAACAUAUACCAAUGAUAAUUGUAAGUCGCACCAAGAAAUUGUUGCACGUCCUGAGAUUUUCUACUAUACUGUAUAUAAUACCAAACUUAGACACCAACUUUACACAAUAGAGGACAAAAUAACUGUAUCGGUCAUAUUUUCUGAUGUAUGAUGUUGGUUGAUGUGGAUC
Molecule: messenger RNA, 1362 nt
Organism: Nicotiana tabacum (common tobacco)
Lineage: Eukaryota; Viridiplantae; Streptophyta; Magnoliopsida; Solanales; Solanaceae
Product: putative aarF domain-containing protein kinase At5g05200, chloroplastic
Cellular component (GO): plasma membrane; plastoglobule
Source: RefSeq, a predicted model, not a curated record